Messenger RNA from Anguilla anguilla (European eel), 7095 nucleotides. It is a transcript of the gene nphp4, whose product is annotated as nephronophthisis 4. The record is from RefSeq and is a predicted model, not a curated record. The transcript is spliced from 30 exons. Bases 1092 to 5441 code for a protein of 1449 amino acids. NCBI's taxonomy places the organism in Eukaryota, Metazoa, Chordata, Actinopteri, Anguilliformes, Anguillidae. Gene Ontology annotation, cellular component: cytoskeleton; non-motile cilium; ciliary basal body. Gene Ontology annotation, biological process: protein localization to ciliary transition zone; negative regulation of canonical Wnt signaling pathway.
UAUACGCCAAAUGCACGGCUUCUUAAGAAAAAGUAUUUUGUGGUCUGUACUUUCUUUCUAGGAUAGAUAGCGCCAUCUGCCGAUUAAGGCGUGUGUCACAUAAGUACCUUGGGAGACGACCUUCAGCAUUUUAAAUUCAAAAGACCGUAAUUAGAAGUGACUGGUAAACCAGUUAGUGAUUAGAAGUGUCAUGUUAAUCAGUCAGUGAUACUAUUGUAACAACUAAAAAAAAGGUGCAACCUGAGUGGUUGGAGGUGCACUCCAAAUGGGAGCCUUUUAAAUAAUUAUAAACCUCAGGGAUAGAGACACAGCAGAGACCAGUGCAUCUCAGUGUGCAUAAUGUUCAAUGUUAAAUCACGCUUUAGACAGAUCAUGCAGGACGCAGCUUGACCAGGUCCAAAUUCACUCAAUUUUCUUCACUCAAUCAAGAUUUUCCUAGACGUACGUUAACUUAACAUAACUUAACAUUGAAUACUUUAAUGUUGUAGUCUUGCUACAUCUGGUCUAGAAAAAUGUUCAAAAAUACUCGGAUAGAUACACUUACUGGUGGGUUCUCUUAUUUAUGGAUAAGAGCAUAUCCUGAAGUAAGGUAUUUAUGUAAUUUAAGCAAUGUAAGCUUAUGUAACGGCAGAUUUUCCAUUCACAAUGAAGGGUGGAAACACGUUAUCAGUGCCCCUUCUUGUCCAAUGAACUCCGCUCUGUGUUAACGCAAAAUAAAAAUCUUUGGUGGUGCUGUGCUUGGGAACCGUUGCUGCAUCUCCCUGGCAACAUCAAGCCAAGCAGUAGAUUAUACUAUUAGCUACAGAAUUAGAGGGGGGAAAGCAGUAUUACAUUCAUACAAAGCUUAUUUUAUAAGAAAAAGAUGCAAUGUAUUUAAAAUUAGGCAUUAGUAUAGUGUACAAUAAUAUGUGUCUUUGAUCUCUACAAUAAAUGUCAUAUUGUAUUUUCGAUAAGGAUUUAAAGAGUCACAUACGUACCCCUAUGUUGAGUAGUAGAACAAAUUCAACAGUAACGUCAUGGCGGAGACUGCGAUUGAAAUUUACAGCUAGCAAGCUGGUCUUUCUACAUGUACUGGUUCUCUAACUUUCACCAUGACCGAGUGGAGAACAUUGUUUGAUGGUAGCCGAGUGAUUCCUCCUCACAACCAGAGUGUGCGUCUGGCUGAAGAGCUACCUCCAGCGUGUUUUCAGAUUGCACUGAAACAUCUCCAAGGAGGUUCCAUUGGACAGCGCCUGCUCGAGGGGCUCCAGGGGGUGAGGUUUCAGCUGCGAGUCUCCCUAUUUGAUGUCAGCCACCGACACUUUUUCGGGAGGACGUGGAAGAGCCCGUUGCUGCAGCAGACGAGGACUGGCUCGGGGCAAGCCGGCAGGGUGCCUUUUAAUGAGGUCCUCUACUUCCACACCUCGCUCAGACACCCUGGCGUGGUGGCGGUGGUGGAGGUGGUUUCUGUGGCCCAGAAAGCAGAUGGUUCCCAGAGUGCACUGGGGUGCGGGUUUGGCAUCCUGCGCCUCUUCCCCAGCCAGGCCAGUCCAGGGGAGCCACGCGCUGGCCAAGCAGAUAGAAGAUUGAAUCUUUACCAUGGAAGCCCCAGAGGCCUGUUAUACCAGACUCUGCAGGAACCCAUAGAGCAGAGCGCGCUCAUGACGCCGAUGGAGGGGGCCCACCUGCAGUACUCGCUGAAGCCCCACCCAGCCCUGGAGGCCGCCGCGCACCUCCUCCCGCCCAACGUGCUGGUGUCCGGAGCGGAGAGCGUCCCCGGGAUAGUGCCCUCCUCCGGGGAGACAGCAGACUCGCUGCAGAAGCCUCGCUUGCUGAAGAGCUUCACCUGCUACCUGGACAAGCUGUCCCUCACCCUGUACCCCUCCCUGGAGAAGUUUGAGGAGGAACUGCUGCAGCUCUUGAACGCGGACCACCUAAGCCGGAAGAACUGGCAUCCGGACGGGAACUCGGUGGUGAUUCAGGAGCGGAGGCUGCACGUGGGGGUGCACAACGGCUGGGGGUUCCUGGAGAGGCCGCAGGUGGUGGUGGUGGAGCCGGAGGCGGAGGGGGGCAGGGGCCGGAGCGGCAGCUUCAGACGGGGCUCCCUCAGCAGGCUCAGCUCGCCCGCCCCUCAGGUCCUGGCCCUGCGCAGCCGUCUGCAGCUGAAGGAGAUGGUGAAGCACCCGGCCUUCGCCAUCGUCUUCCUCCUGGAGUACGUCUUCUCCGCUCCCGUCAGUACGGACGCCAAGGUGACUAUGGCGUCCUCCUUCUCCAGGACGGCCUUCAUGCAGUGCCUGCGCUGGGCCGUCUGGUGCCCGUUCCAGGAGCCGGGGAGCUCCGCCGCCGCAGACGUGACUCUGGCCCUGCAGGGCGGCGACGUUCGCGGCCCCAGCGGGGUCAUGGUGUAUGCGGCCCCGCCCCCGGACCGAAGCUCCACCGAGGUGAGGGACCUGGAGAGGGGCACCGUGAAGUUCAGGUUCUCCGCCCGAUCCGAAGGCCGGCCCCCCAGCCCAGCGUUGUCCCUGAAGAACAGGCAGGAGGAGGCGUCUCGACACAAGAAGCCCCCUUCCCCGUCAAGAGGUCUGAGUGAGAGGGCGCCCAGAGUGUCCUCCCCGCCGCAGUCGCCGCCGGGCCCCGGGCUGUCUAUAUCUCAGCUCGCUGCUUCUCCACGUUACCCAACCAUCAGCCACUCCACAUCGUCACCCUGGCAACAGCAGUUUCCCUCUCAGCUCUACCCCUCCCCUCUGGUAUCGGCCUACCAGCUGUCACACAUUGAGCUGCCGUGUGCCAGCAGCAUCGCGCACCUGGAGGUGAGCCUGAGCGCGGCGGGGGAGACGGACCGGCCCCCGCCCGCAGAGCAGCUGCGGGAGCUGCCGUUCGCCCCCGUGCACGCGCCCGUCACCACGCUGGGGACGCAGACGUCGGGAGCUGCUUCCUCGCUGUCCCGGAGCUCGAUGGCCCAGCUCUCCUCCGCUGGCUUCCCAGAGAUCCUGGACCUCAGCGGCCAGGCGGCGGAGGUCCUGGACCCGGCCGAGCCGGUCAACUUCAACCCGCAGAGAGAGGAGGCUGAUCCCCUGCAGUGCAACGAGCUGGUCCUGCAGUUCCUGGCCUUUUCCAGGAUCCCACAGGAAGGCGUGAAUGAUGAUUGGCCGAACUCUGUGCACUUCACCUUCCAGCUUUACCGCUUCCCCCCCGUGACCACCAGUCGGAUGACGCUGCUCAGCGCGGACAAGCCGGAGAGGAAGUCCCGGGACAAGCGCCCCUGCGUCCUGGCGCUCGUCAACAAAGACGGGACUGUGGAUUCCGGGACUCCUGGGCUGCAGCUGAAGUACCUGGUGGACCCCGGCUUUCUGAAACCCGGGGAGCAGCGCUGGUUCCUGCGCUACCUGGCCCUGCACACCCUGCAGAUCGACGUGUGGGACAGCGACUCUCUCCUGCUGGUGGGCUCUGCAGCUGUGGAGCUCAAGCACCUGCUGCGUCAGGGCAGGCCCGCGGUGCAGCUGGCGCAGGAGCUGGAGGUCAUCACCACCGAGUACCUCCAGGACGCCCCGCCGGCGCGCGGCGCCGUGGCGACUGUCAGCGCCUUCACCGCGGUCAGGGGGAGGCUCCACCUGCGCCUGGGUAACAUCGGACGCCUGGCCGAUGUGAACCUGAAGAAGUCCGCGACGCUUCCCCCGGCCCGCUCGCAUGUGAUCGUGGCGCGCGACGGCACCGGCGGCUUUGGCGGCUUCGGCGGCUUCGGCGGCGGCGGCAUUAGCGCCAAGAGCGUGGCGAGCCUGAACGCCAGGAACACGUGCCGCGCCCGGCGGCUGGCGGAGACGGACGGCGAGCUGGCCUCGCUGCUGCACGGCCGGGCGAGGGAGGCGGGCGUGGCCGCGGGGCGCCCCCUGCAGGAGACGGAGGAGACCCGCCGCCGCAAGCUGGAGAGGAUGGCGGCCGCGCGGCGGUACGAGGAGCAGGGCGGCGUCGGCGCUCCGGCCAAGCUCGGCGUCACGAGCCGUCGGGAGGAGCGCGUCCAGCACCUGCGGGACCUGCAGCUGAUCGAGGCGUACCGCGAGCGGAGCAAGGCCGACAACAUCACCAGCAUGCUGGCCCGAGCCAUCACCACCCAGCACACGCUCUACGCCACACUGGGCACCGCCGAGUUCUUCGAGUUCGUCCUGAAGAACCCCUUCAACGUGCCGCAGACCGUCACCGUCGAGAGCGAGGACCCGGAGCUCAGUGUUAUCGUGAACUACGCAGAAUGGAAGCAUUUUAAGAGCCUGACCAGAACCAUGACCCCGCUGGAGGAGGACAUGUUUCACCUCAAAGACGGCACGCUGGCCCCCCAGGUGUACCUGCGCCCCAAAGAGAGCGUUUACGUCCCUCUGAAGUACCAGACCUUCACCUCCGAGCCUGCGACCGUCACGCAGACGCCGGCCAAUAAGAAUUGUGGAAGGAAUGCGAACGUGGCUCAAAAGCAUCAAUCCAACACAGUCCAGCCCAAGACAAUCAAAGUGACCUUCAGGGCGGAGGACGGCAAGCCGCUGGCCAUCUGCCAGGUGGACGUGGAGCCGACGCCCCACGUCAUCGAUCAGACGUUCCGCUUCUACCACCCCGAGCUCACGUUCCUGAAGAAGGCCAUCCGCCUCCCCCCAUGGGACGUCCUGCCAGGGGUGCCGGCCCGGGGAUCCGACACGCCGCCCCACAUUCAAGUGCGCUGCAGUGACCCCAACGUCAUCUGUGACACCAGGAGGGUGGCUCCUGACGAACCUCAGGACGUGUUCCUGAAAGUAGCGGGUGGCCAGAGUCCGCAGAUAAAGAAGUUCUUCAUCAUGGUGUUCAUAGACGAGUGGCUAGCAGCGCCGGCGCAGAUCUGGCAGGUGUACGUCCACUUCCUGCAGCGCGUGGACAUCAGCUGCGUGGCCGGUCAGCUGACCUGGCAGUCGCUGGUGCUGAGAGGCUCGCAGGCCCUCAGGAAAGUGCGCUGUCACUCUUCCCUGCCCGGAGAGAUCCAGAUCGACCCCCCGGGGGCGUUCGCCCUGCCCCCCAACGCCGUGCAGGACCUCCAGAUCGGGGUGCGCCCGCGCAGGGCCGGCUGCCGGUUCGCGUACCUGAACGUGGUGGACGCGGAGUACCGUCAGCUGGUGGCGUCCUGGCUGCUCUGCGUGUCCUGUCGGCAGCCACUUAUAUCCAAAGCAUUUGAAAUCUUUCUUCCUGUGCGAGGUGGAAGGGGAAGCAACAAGAAAAUUACCUACACCAAUCCCUACCCCUCCAGCAGAGUUUUCCUGCUGAGCUCCGACCACCCCGACCUGCUCCAGUUCAAGGAGAACUCAUUCCAGAUCGGGGGAGGGGAGACGUACACCAUCGGACUGCGAUUCGCCCCCAGCCAGUGCGCCGGGGCGGAGGAGAUCCUCGUCUACAUCAACGACCACGAGGACAAGAACGAGGAGACCUUCUGCAUCAAGGUCCAGUACCAGUGACCGGCUCGGGCCCCUGGAACCCCCCGGAACCACCCCCACCAGUAUAAACGGCAGCACCGGGACCCGAAAUCGAUAGGUACCGCGGGGCUGUGUCGCGCCUGACUUCACCGGUCAGCAGGGCACUACUGAAGGGCACGGCAGGACAGAGAGACCACGGUCGCGGUAAAAGACGGUUCCACCUCCUGACUGCCAAACAGGAAAGUGAAAGAGAAACACUAGCUGAUGGCAACCGGCGGAAAUCGCUAGCUGCAGCCGGUGCAGCUUCGUAUUGAUUCGAAAAAAAUCAAGUACGGGUGAAAUUUAAUUUAAAAGCCAAAAAACAACUUGCAAAGCAAGGCGUCGUAAUUCCUUCUGUUCCGUGUUAUCGAUUGAUACCUGACCAGCUAUAGUCUUAGAUGUCUGCAGUGCAACUACUUUCAACAUAUAGCUUUCUGUAAGUAUCUAUAUAAAACAAUACCCGUAGCCUACAUUACAUAUUCAAAGAGGUUUAAAACCAGCUGUGUUAGCAGCUCUGAAGUGAGCUACACUUGCAAUAGUGCUACCAAAUGUGCCUUCACACAUUGUGCCAUUCGAACGUUCAGGGAAAUUAAAUGAGUUGAUGCUUCAACGUAAUAAUCUUUGACAGCUCCUUAAAAAAAAGUUUUCAAAUUGGCUGUAAAUGCUCUGGUGGUAGCAGAGAUUUUUUUUCUUUGAGAGUUUACCUGUGAUGUUCAAAAACCCAGGGAAGCCGUUUGGAGUGGAAAUGUUGGGCGCGUCGGGAAAAAAAAAAAAAGUUUUUUUACUCACCGUCUACUUUUAGCGUCUUAGGCGCUACGCGCGCCACUCGAGCGUAACUGGGCUGUGAAAUCGGUGCUCCCCCACUCAGCCUAAUUUUCGUGGCCCGGCUGUAACCGACGAGAAGCCGCCGUGCCGUCUUUAACCCUUAUCAGCGUUCACGCUUCAGGGUUCUGCAUUUUCACAUCGGGGGGGGGGGAACGCGGACGCAUUAGCGGUUCGAGCGUGGACGUUUUUUAUUAAUGCUAUUUCAGCCCGGGACCCGUCCGGGGGGCGAUUUGAUUAGGUUGUGCGGCCACCUCCUCAGUAGCCCCGCCCGUAAGAGCCUGGCCAGCCCGAAAGGGUGAUCCUUCAAGAGGAGGAGUGCUCCCGGAUAAUCAUUUCAGAGGAGCCCCAACAUUUCUUUGAUUGCAACGAGGAUAAGAGGGAAUCAUAACGCAAUCCUGCAGUUACGUCCGCGGGCACAGCACGUCCUGUAACGUUCGGCGAGCCGCGCCGCCCGGAUUUUUUAACAUUUUUAUUUUUUAUUUUUUUGAUUUCUAAAGACUGUGAGCAGGGGGCAGAAAGAGCAAGCUCGUCCCUUAAGUGUAAUUAGAUGCGCCGUAAUGAGGUAUGAUUUUCCGCGAGGAGACGGUCUCUUCACAUCGCUCUCAUUAACGUCGGCGUGCGCUGAGGAUCCUCGUUCUCCGCACGCCGCCUAUCAGCGUGGAGCCCUGCGAAUUCUGUCAACAACCCCGGGCUUACAUAACACCCAGUUAUACAAGCUCCCUCAUUAGGAUUCACCGUGUGAAAUACAUUUUGGUUUGGGGAAGAGAGCAGUGAAGAUGCAGGGAGAAAACGCACAGUGUACAGACACAUCAGCCAUUUUGCCAAGUUUUAA